Sipha flava (yellow sugarcane aphid) is the source of this 2665-nucleotide messenger RNA. RefSeq lists its product as uncharacterized. The record is from RefSeq and is a predicted model, not a curated record. Lineage: Eukaryota; Metazoa; Arthropoda; Insecta; Hemiptera; Aphididae. The transcript has 15 exons. The coding region runs from base 282 to 2564 and encodes 760 amino acids.
AACAUUGAUCUAAACAUUUAUAUAUUUAUUAUUAUACAUAUCAUAAUUUUUAUUUCUUUAACUGCUACCUACUACGAUUGAUUGUUUCCAAUCUUUACAGCUAUUGUAACUCGAUUCGGUUGGCCUUGGCUAUCAAUUUUUGCCGUCUGUUCGUCUAAUACAUGAAAAUAAAAGUUGGAGUCAUAGGUACUAAUUGUGAUAUUUAGCCAUAAUUAUGUAUUAUAUUUUUUAAAUAGUUUUAUUCCUUUGCAUUCAAGAAGUGUCCAACAACAUUUAAAACAAUGUUGUACAAAACUAUUCAUUGGAGUUUGUUGUUUGUUUGUGUUACCAUUUCUUCUGUGUUUUCCCAUGAAGAAUAUUUUUAUAAAAUCAUUACACCUGGCAACAGAGUUUUAGAUGUUGACAUUAUUACACUUCCAAAUAUGCGUACAAAAAGAUUUGCGGAACCACUACAGCAAAAAAAUACAUCUAUCCAAGCACCUACAGACAACGUAAAUGGAUUAAAACCAAGUACACCUGAACCAAUGGAUUUAGAUUUUCCUUCAAUUACUAAUAAAACACUUUUAGAACACAAUAUAACAAUUUCAAAAAAUGAUUCUCAUGUCUACUACAACAGCACUACAAUAAAUAAUAAAAGUGUAUUUGAUAAAUAUUGGGUAGAAUUGACAAACCAUCCCAAUGCUAAUAUACAUAAAUCAUUAUCAGAUUCUCAUCGUGCAGCUGCAACUCUGAGUUUGAAGUUUCAAUUUCCAUUCUAUGGUCACAUAUUGAAUUCAACAACCAUUGCAACUGGAGGUUUUUUAUAUUUAGGAGAUUACAUUUAUUCUUGGUUAGCAACCUCUCAAUAUGUAGCACCAUUGAUGGCCAAUUUUGAUUUAAGUACAACAAAUGAAACAAAUAUUUAUUACAUGGAUAAUGGAACUGCCUUCACAGUUACUUGGCAUAAUGUGGUAUUACAAGAUAAACCUGAUGUUGGAGGAUUUACUUUUCAAACAACCUUAUAUUCAAAUGGAAAUAUUGUAUUUGUUUAUAAACAUUUACCAAUCAAAAUUCAAGACAUUAUUCCUUUUAAUCAUCCUGUGAAAAUAGGAUUAUCUGAUGCUUAUACAAUAGAAAAUACAGAAUAUUUUAUGAGAAGAAAAACCAUUUAUGAAUAUCAUAGAAUAGCUUUUCCCAUGAAUGAAAUAACAAAUGGAACUGUUAUUCUUUUGACUCCAUUACCAACAUGCUUGGAGAAAAAAAAUUGUACCAGUUGUAUGAAAAAGGAUAUUGAUUUUGAAUGUUAUUGGUGUGAUAAUCGAUGUUCUUCAGGAGUUGAUCGACAUUAUCAAGAAUGGCACAAGAAAGGUUGUAGAAAAUUGAAACUUAAUGAUAAAGAUAUAUGUUCUACUGAAGUUACACCUUAUACUAUUGGAACACCUGAACCACUGGAUUUAGAUUUUCCUUCAACAAUUACUAAUCAAACACUUUUAGACCAUAAUAUAACAAAUUCAAAAAAUGAUUCUCAUAUAUAUUACAACAGUACAAUAAUAAAUAAUAAAAGUAUAUUUGAUAAAUAUUGGGUGGAUUUGAUAAACCAUCCUAAAGCUAAUAUACAUGAAAUGUUAUCAGAUUCUCAUCGCAGAGCUGCAACUAUCAGCUUAAAGUUUCAAUUUCCAUUCUAUGGUCUUCUAAUAAAUUCGACUACUAUUACUACUGGAGGUUUUUUGUACUUAGGAGAUUAUAUUCAUUCUUGGUUAGCAGCAACUCAAUAUGUCGCACCAUUAAUGGCCAAUUUUGAUUUAAGUACAUCUAAUGUUUCAAAUAUUUAUUAUAUGGAGAAUGAUACAGCCUUAACAGUCACUUGGCAGGAUGUCAUACUACAAGAUAAACCUGAUGUUGGAAAAUUUACUUUCCAAACUACUAUACAUUCAAAUGGAAAUAUUAUAUUUGCUUAUAAAAAUUUACCAAUAAACCUCAAAGAAAUAAAUGCUACUAAUCACCCUGUGAAAAUUGGAUUAUCUGAUGCAUAUGUUAUAGACAAAGUAUUAUUUUUUGUGAGACGAAAAACCAUUUAUGAAUAUCAUAGAAUAUCAUUUCAUGAGGAUGAAGUUACAAAUGGAACUGUUAUUAUCUUAAUUGCGUUGCCAACAUGUAUGGAGAGAAAAAAUUGUACUAGCUGUAUGAAAAAGGAUAUUAAUUAUGAUUGUUACUGGUGUGAUAAUAGAUGUUCUUCAGGAGUGGAUCGAAAUCGUCAGGAAUGGCUCAAGAAAGACUGUGAGAAAUUGAAGCUUUAUAAUAAUAAAGAUAUAUGUAUAGCAGAUAAACCAAUACCUACUUUUAAUAAUUCUAGUGGAACAGAAUCUGUUAAAUCUGAAUCACACACUGAUUCUUCACACUCAAAUACAAGUCUAUUUUUCAUCACAUUAUGCUUUUCAUUAAUUAUUAUGUCAACAGUUUGGGUAUUAUAUGCGUAUUUGAAUCCACAUACACAAUCUGGACAAAUUUUAAUAAGAUAUCGACCAACUCAAUGGGGUUGGAAUAAAGGAGAAGCUCGUUAUACAGCAGCUACCAUUCAUAUGUAAAGUAAAUUAAUAAAAAAUAUAAAACAAUCAAUUUAAUGCACUUAAGUUUUCUGGUUGGAGUGAUUUGAAAUAAAAAUUUACAUUUAGUUUAUUAAUUAAAU